CAAUCUCUUUAUCUUUUUAAUGCGGUAAGGAUACUCGAUACUAGUCGAUUAGCCUAUUACUCGCGACAACACACUAAGGGUCACUUUGUGCUCAGCAUUCAUGAGCGUGACUAUAACAACUGAUGAAUAAAAACAUCGCCCGGAGGUCAUCGGCGUCAAAGCAGUGGGGAACAAGCCAAUGCGAUGGUGCAAGACAGCACAGCUGCUCUGAGGGUGAAGCGCAACAGAUGAGCAGAUAGACACAGCUGCUGCUCUACUGACUUACAAACGCUGUUCUGGAUAACCGACAACAAUGAACACAAACGACGCGAAGGAGUACCUCUCCAAACGACAGAUCCCACACCUUUUUGAGAGCAUGUUAACAGGGCUGAUGUACCACAGGCCCGAGGACCCUUUGGCAUUCUUGGAGAGUUGCCUGCAGAAAACGCGAGACCUCGGGGGUCCUAAAUGUGUGGCCUGGGACACUUUCAUUACACCUGAUCGAAAACCUCUACCACCAAUCACCCCGGCACAGGGAAAGAAAGCCCCCUCCAAACUCGAUAGUGGUCCUGGUCCAGGCCCCGGACCUUACCGUCGAUAUGACAGGCUGCCACCAAUCCAGGCCCAGUUCUCCAUAGAAAGUGACUCAGAUAUGACGGAGUCCUCAGGACUCAUACAGGAAUAUGAUGUCUUUGACCCAUCAAAACCACGACCACACAUCAUAUUCAUUAUAGGUGGACCGGGCAGUGGGAAGGGCACUCAGACAGCUAAACUUGCACAUCACUAUGAUUACGAGCAUGUGUCUGUGGGGGAAAUUUUAAGGAACCAGUUGCUGCAUCAUGCCCCCAGUGACAGGAAAUGGGAGCUAAUUGCUCAGAUUAUUGCCAAUGGAGAACUGGCACCCCAGGAGACAACUAUUGAAGAGCUGAAACAUCAGUUUAUCAAAAAGCAGGAUGCUAAAGGAUUCAUUGUGGAUGGAUUCCCCAGAGAGAUCUCACAGGUGUUCACCUUUGAGGAGCAGAUUGGCUCCCCAGACUUGGUGAUCUUGCUUGCCUGCUCCAAUCAGCAACUCCGGCAGCGUCUAGAGAAAAGAGCGUCCCAGCAGGGCCGUCCCGACGACAAUACUCACGCUAUUGAGAAGAGACUAGAUACAUUUAAACACAAUAUCACACUCAUUGCCAAGUACUACCAGGAGAAAGGACUUAUUGUAAGGGUCGAUGCUGAUCGAGAAGAAAAUGACAUUUUCACAGACAUUUGUACCAUUGUCAAGGAGAGACUGUUCCCUAGCGACACAAAUGCAAGCAGUUGUGAAGAUCUUUAGAGGGACGUCUAAACAUCCAACCAACUGCUGCCAUUAAAUCCAAAAUGUCAAAAGCAGCCUGCCAAACAUUUUAUUUUACCAUAAGUUUUCAUCAAUAAACUUGUGGGUCAGAGUCGAGGGUCAGGAAAAAGAGUCAAGGAAGAAAUAUAAUAUACUGUAUAUUUUACACUUGUUUUUGCCUCUAUUUGUACUUCACUGUGAAUCUUCUCUGUACAACUUUUCUAGUAAUUUAAUAAGAAUAACUUUUUAGAGCAGACAUUUUUCCAACAUUUUCUGUUUUUGUUUCAGAAUUUUAAUGUUUUGACUUGAUAUUAUUCAUGUAUGCUUGGAGCUCAAGCCAGAAAUAACGUGAGUUGCUAAAAAAAACCACCAAAGUAUAAAAUAAUAUCAAAUACAAUAACAAUAUAAAAUGUUUUCAAACAAUUUACCUCACCUAUUCCUUCCUUAAUCCAACAUUAAAUGGAUUAAAUAAUUACUGAUUAUUAACUAA
Molecule: messenger RNA, 1790 nt
Organism: Cyprinus carpio (common carp)
Lineage: Eukaryota; Metazoa; Chordata; Actinopteri; Cypriniformes; Cyprinidae
Product: adenylate kinase isoenzyme 5-like
Biological process (GO): nucleoside triphosphate biosynthetic process
Cellular component (GO): cytosol; cytoplasm
Molecular function (GO): AMP kinase activity; ATP binding
Source: RefSeq, a predicted model, not a curated record